GGCUUUACUGGAGGAUAUGGCACAUGGACUUGGUUCAGUCUGCAGUCCUGUACAGCGUGAUGACCCUCAUCAGUACCUACCUGGUGGCUUUUGCCUAUAAGAAUGUCAAGUUUGUCCUCAAACACAAAGUGGCCCAGAAGAGAGAAGAUGCUGUUUCCAAGGAGGUGACUCGCAAGCUGUCCGAGGCAGACAACAGGAAGAUGUCUCGUAAGGAGAAGGAUGAAAGGAUUCUGUGGAAGAAAAAUGAAGUUGCAGACUACGAAGCAACAACUUUUUCCAUCUUCUACAACAACACUCUCUUUCUGGUCCUGGUCAUCAUCGCUUCCUUUUUUGUGCUGAAGAACUUCAACCCCACGGUAAACUAUAUCCUGUCUAUAAGUGCUUCCUCAGGCCUGAUUGCUCUGCUGUCCACAGGAUCCAAGUAGGCACAAACCCACAGCAACUCCUGCCUGGGAGAGGCUUCAACUGCCAUGAACAUGUUUAAGGAUGGAAUAGGAACAUCAUUU
Acanthisitta chloris (rifleman) is the source of this 506-nucleotide messenger RNA. It is a transcript of the gene SSR3, whose product is annotated as signal sequence receptor, gamma (translocon-associated protein gamma). NCBI's taxonomy places the organism in Eukaryota, Metazoa, Chordata, Aves, Passeriformes, Acanthisittidae. Gene Ontology annotation, biological process: SRP-dependent cotranslational protein targeting to membrane. The transcript has 4 exons. The record is from RefSeq and is a predicted model, not a curated record. The annotation marks the transcript as partial. Gene Ontology annotation, cellular component: membrane; endoplasmic reticulum.